Letharia lupina is the source of this 1014-nucleotide messenger RNA. RefSeq lists its product as uncharacterized. The transcript is spliced from 2 exons. The record is from RefSeq and is a predicted model, not a curated record. Lineage: Eukaryota; Fungi; Ascomycota; Lecanoromycetes; Lecanorales; Parmeliaceae. Bases 1 to 1014 code for a protein of 337 amino acids.
AUGGUCUCCACACCUUCACGCAUCCGCGGCUCUCUCUACGGUACCGCCGUCGUCGAUGCCCUUGGCGGUCCCGUCGAAUUUCGCCGCCGAGGCACCUUCGCUCCCGUAACGUCGUAUCGCUUCAAUGCGACCUUUGGUCUGAAACCUGGGACAUGGACUGAUGACACUUCAACAAUGUUGUGCCUCGCACAAUCUCUAGUGGACACAGAUGGGAAGUUUGUAAUCCAUGAUCAGAUCAGAAAGUACGUGAGGUGGUACCAGGAUGGCUAUAUGAGUGCUACGGGGAAGUGUUUUGAUAUUGGGAAUGCUACUAGGCAGUCGCUGGACAUAUGGAGGGAAGCUGGGAACAUCAGUGCAUUGGAGCUCCGACACUACCAGAACAUGGUCGAUAGAGCAUUGACCCAUGAGAGAGCAUGCGGCAACGGCUCCCUCAUGCGCUGCGCUCCCAUACCACUCAUCUACCACCACUUUCCAGUACUCGCUCAAAAGUCCGCCGCACUGGCCUCUACACCCACGCACCCUCAUCCUACCUGUCAAGAAGCGUGCCAAGUCUAUACCCACCUAAUCACUCUUAUUAUGACUAAACCUGGUAUCACUAAGGCUGAACUUUUCACUGCUCUCCAGGAGUUUCCGUUCACCUCUACGGUCCUUCGUACAACAUUCGACAGGUACAAGGACAAAAGGGAAGAGCAGUCUGCAACCGAUUUUGAACACUUCGUCCAGACGCCUGACUUUCAGAUCAAAAGCUCCGGAUACGUGGUGCACACGCUUGAGGCGGCGCUCUGGGCCUUCUUUUCGACAUUGACUUUUCAAGAAGGAGCUCUGAAGGUCGUCAAUUUAGGUGACGACGCUGAUACCGUUGGUGCUGUCUACGGUGGGCUAUCUGGAGCGUGGUAUGGCAUUGAAGCGAUCCCCAAUGAAUGGAUUGAUGGUCUACAGGCCAAGAGUAUACUCGACGAAGUGGCAGGAGGAGUGGUGAAGCUAGUCGAGAAGGGCGGGUAUGGUGAACAGUGA